AACAGUACUGAAUUUUUCUUCAGAUACCCAAAGGCAAUUGAGAUAUUUGAAGCAAUAGCACGUCAAUCGAUCAGCAACAAUCUUCUUAAGUACAGUGUUAAGGGCAUUCUCCUUAAUGCUGGCAUAUGUCAACUAUGCAGAGGAGAUGUUGUAGGAAUUACUAAUGCAUUAGAGCGAUAUCAGGAACUUGAUCCAACCUUUUCAGGGACACGUGAAUACAAACUUUUGGCUGAUUUAGCUGCAGCAAUGGACGAGGAGGAUGUUGGGAAGUUCACUGAUUGCAUCAAAGAAUUUGAUAGUAUGACACGGCUGGAUCCUUGGAAAACAACACUCCUGCUCAGAGCAAAGAAUGCGCUCAAAGCCAAGGAAGAUGAAGAGGAUGAUCUUACCUAGAGAGCUCACUGGGAGCUGAAGUAUUUGUGGUGCUAUUUCAUUUGUUUUACUCCAUUAGUGGCGCUUAUUCGUAUAGUAUCGGUUUGUGUAAUUACUGCAUGCAUAUGAGAGUUAUUCCUAUGAUUUGAGAAGGGAUUUAGGCGAUUUCGAUUUGCGUGAAUGUGUUCUCCCCCCUCCCUCACCCUUCUUUUACAAGUGCCUAUCAGUUGUUGAUGACGGCCAUUAACAUCAAUAAGGGGAGUGUAUUUGGGUGAAAUUUAUCUACGUGUGCUUUUUUGAUAAAGAAAAGAACCGCAACUUUCAGCAU
Molecule: messenger RNA, 700 nt
Organism: Asparagus officinalis (garden asparagus)
Lineage: Eukaryota; Viridiplantae; Streptophyta; Magnoliopsida; Asparagales; Asparagaceae
Product: alpha-soluble NSF attachment protein-like
Exons: 4
Biological process (GO): intracellular protein transport; SNARE complex disassembly
Cellular component (GO): vacuolar membrane; SNARE complex
Molecular function (GO): soluble NSF attachment protein activity; syntaxin binding
Source: RefSeq, a predicted model, not a curated record